GCUGCGGAAGCCGCGGCUGCAUGUAAACAAAGCGAGAGGUCCGAUGAAGAUAAAGUCAGAAAUUAAUAAAAUAAAGUAAAAUAAAGUAAAAUUUAUUUAAACGGGCCUGGAGAGAAGAUUCUGAGUGAUGUAGCUCCGCGGGGACUGAACCAGAACCAGAACCAGAACCAGAACCAGAAUAAUGUCCAUGGAAGAUCCGUUCUUCGUCGUCAAAGGUGAGGUACAGAAGGCAGUGAACGCAGCACAGAGCCUCCAUCACAGAUGGAGCGAGCUGCAGCAGGAGGGGAGCGGUCCCUCCAAAGAGGAAAUGGACUGGACGACCAAUGAGCUGAGGAACAGUCUGCGGUCCAUUGAGUGGGACCUAGAGGACCUCGACGAGACCAUCAGCAUUGUUGAGACAAACCCGAAGAAGUUCAACCUCGACGCCGCUGAGCUUUCGAAGAGGAAAGCCUUCAUUACCAGCACCAGACAGUCAGUCAAGGAAAUGAAAGAACAGAUGUCGAGUCCAGCUGCUGCCUCCAUGGACAGAAAGAACAAACAGGCUCUGCUUGGUGAGCGUGGUGCUCAGGUUCCAGUCUGGCAACCUGGUCCUGAUAAAUACAGCCGACUGGACAGCCAGCUGCAGAACGCCAACUCUCAGUUUAUAGAGGAGCAGCAGGCUCAGCAGCAGCUGAUAGCGGAGCAGCAGGAUGAUCAGUUGGAGCUGGUAUCGGGGACAAUUGGAGUCCUAAAGAACAUGUCAGAGAGGAUUGGCAUGGAGCUGGAUGAACAGGCUGUGAUGUUGGACGACUUCAGCCAUGAGAUGGACAACACUCAGUCUAGACUGGACAACGUCAUGAAGAAAUUGGCCAAAGUCUCCCACAUGAACAGUGAUCGUCGUCAGUGGUGCGCUAUCGGUGUGUUGCUCGCCAUCCUCUUCAUUGUCAUCCUCCUCUUCUUCAUCCUCUGAUUGAUGCCUCCUCCUGUCAGCACGAAGCUCGUCUUAAUCCUGUGUCUACUGGACUCUAAUGAACUCUACCGGUCUCUACUGGACGCUACUGGACUAUACUGGAGUCUCCCCUGCCCUGCUGAAUCAACUGGACUUGGUUGGACUCUUCUGGACUCUGGUAGUGGCAGAUCUGGAGUUCUGACUCCUUCUCUGAGUGGGACUUAAAACACUUUUGGUUCUUUGACAAUAAUUUAUCGCAGAGGUCAAAUAGGUCAAAUAGGUAGAAAGAUACUUGUCUUUUAAUGUUUGAUGUUUUAGGGAAUUAUGGUUGUUUUGAUCAACUCUACCUUAAAACCAAUUUAUCUUCAGUUCUGUACUGGUUUAACUCCAGUUUAACUCUACUUUCAAACCAGUUUAACUUCAGUGCUGGUUUAACUCCAGUUUAACUCCACUUUAAAUCUAGUUUGACUCCAGUUUAACUCCACUUUAAAACCAGUUUAACUCCAGUUUAAUCCUAUUGUCACACCGGUUUUACUCCAGUUUGUUAAGUGGGAGGUUGGUGCUUGUUGAUCGGUUAAUCUGAAAACACUCUUGGAAAAUAAUGUAAGAACACUAAAACUUUUCAUUUGUGUUGAUGUUGAUUUUUCUUGUUUACAGUUUGUUUUUGUUUCUAUUGACUUUACGUGUCUGAAAAUAUCACUGAUGCAGUGUUUGACAUUUUAUUUUUUAUCUCGUUUCCUUUACAAUUUCAAUCCGCAGACUCUACAGUCCGCUGUUAAACUGUUACUAAUUCAAACCACACACUUCCUGCUGCUGCUUCACAAUAAAAGCCUUUCUCCAGGGAACCCCUGGAAGGCUUUUAAUGUGAAGCAGCAGCAGGAAGUGCAGCCCUGAAGAUUUGCGAGUGAGCUAACAGUGUGUUUGAUAUGAAUUGGAUGAAAUCAGUUGAAGAGGUGAGGUGUUGGACGAAGCAGAAAAUCACAUCGUCCCACAUCAUCGGAUUUAUGGUAUGCAUGGCAGGAAAAUCUCAACUUUAGGAACUUUUACACAAUGUCUGCAGGAGACGUAAUGUAAAGUAUAAGUAAAAAUAUUUCCUGUUCCUGUUUUAACAUAAUGAAACCACAGUGUUGAGAACUGAUGAGAAUAAAACUCAUUAAAAACAUAGUUAUACAUUAUAAACAGAUUCAUCUGUAGUGUUUAAACUGUUUAAUCUAUUUUAUUGUGUUUAAGUCUAAAAUCUUCUGAUGUUUCAACACUAACACAUAAUAAAUCCAUCCAGUCGUUCUGCAACAAAUUUCACUAAAUAAUUACGUAUUUUCUGCAUUUUCUUUCAGGGAAAAGGUCACAUUUUGUCUUUAAUGAUCUGCUGUUUCUGUCAAGCUGAACCAUUUAUAUUUUUCUGUUUUUCCUUCAGGUUUAUCUGAAACUGAAUCUGCAGAAAUAUUCAGUGUUUUUCAUUUUUCAAUAAAUCAUCCAUGUUUCCGUUACUAACUUUUUUUUCUGGAAAGAAAACCAACAUGGAAACCUGAAAUAAUACUAAUUAUGAUGAUAAUAAUAACAGUCACUCUGUAUUUUGCUCACACGUCUGAACGCAUCAAUAACUGAAUUACAGCUGAAUGAAUGAAAAUGUUUAGUUUGAAGUUGAACUGUGUUACUGAUAAGUGGUCAGUUUAUUUUUGAGCGAUGAUUGAUAAUUUUCAGGUUGAUGAUAAAAUAUUGUCUUAAUUUUAUUUUUGUCAACAUCUGCAGCUGAGUGAAGUGAAGUUUUGUGUCUGCAAGUGAAUUUUAUUUCAAUAAACUGACCCCCCCAACCCCCACCACUGAGAUUUAACAGGAAACAUGAAGCUUCAGUUCAUUGUUCCUUUAAUUUGUCUGAAAAUAUAAACAAACAUAUGAAAAACUGUACAGAGACAGAAAU
This is a messenger RNA of Xiphias gladius (swordfish), 2846 nucleotides long. RefSeq names its product syntaxin 6 (gene stx6). Lineage: Eukaryota; Metazoa; Chordata; Actinopteri; Istiophoriformes; Xiphiidae. The record is from RefSeq and is a predicted model, not a curated record. Bases 182 to 949 code for a protein of 255 amino acids. Gene Ontology annotation, molecular function: SNARE binding; SNAP receptor activity. The transcript has 8 exons. Gene Ontology annotation, cellular component: endomembrane system; synaptic vesicle membrane; SNARE complex. Gene Ontology annotation, biological process: vesicle fusion; Golgi vesicle transport; intracellular protein transport.